Molecule: messenger RNA, 1215 nt
Organism: Vicia faba (fava bean)
Lineage: Eukaryota; Viridiplantae; Streptophyta; Magnoliopsida; Fabales; Fabaceae
Source: the annotation of a GenBank genome assembly
AUGGAACACUUACUCGUUCAAUGUGCCAACGCCAUAGAAACCAACAAUGCAACACAAGCACAACAAAUCCUUUGGGUCCUUAACAACACAACUCCCCAAGAAGGUGACUCCAAUCAACGCUUAGCCGCAAGCUUCAUUCGAGCUCUAACCACACGAAUUCUCACCAAAACCGGUAGUUGCAAAAUGCUAGAACAAGAAGAUAACAAUCUUAACGAUAAUAGCAACCUGGCCAUACAAACACACAAUUUCUCUGUUAUUGAACUAGCCAGCUUCGUCGAUUUAACGCCGUGGCAUCGUUUCGGUUACACAGCAGCAAACUCCGCGAUUCUAGAAGCCACCAAAGGUUUUUCUGUUAUUCACAUUGUUGAUUUGAGUUUAACACAUUGCAUGCAGAUUCCUACACUAAUCGACGCUAUUGCUACUCGCGACGAUGUUCCUCCUUCAAUCAAGCUCACAGUUGCAGUUCGAAAUAGUAAUGUUCAUAUUCCAAUCCCACCUUUGCUUGAUCUUUCUUACGACGAAUUAGGUUCGAAACUCGUUAGUUUUGCUAAAUCAAGAAACGUGAAUAUGGAAUUCAAAGCAGUUUCUUCAACUUAUGCAGAUGGAUUCGCUUCUUUGAUCGAACACCUACGAGUACAAGUCCAAGAUUUAGCUUAUAACAUAACUCACGAAGCAUUGGUAAUAAACUGUCACAUGAUGCUUCAUUAUAUUCCAGAAGAAACUCUAUAUAUGAAUAUGAAUACUAAAUCUUCUUCGCUCCGGUCGAUGUUUCUAGAAGCUCUGCGAGAUUUAGAACCGACAAUUGUAGUUUUGGUAGACGAAGAUGCUGAUUUAACCUCGAGUGAUUUAGUGACUAGACUAAGGUCUGCAUUUAACUAUCUUUGGAUCCCUUUCGACACGGUGGACACGUUUCUACCGCGAGGGAGUAAAGAAAGGCAUUGGUAUGAAUCAGAUGUUUGUUGGAUGAUUGAGAAUGUGAUAGCAUACGAAGGGAUUCAAAGAGUUGAGAGAGUUGAGGGUAAAACCAAGUGGGAGCAAAGAAUGAGAAAUGCGCAUUUUCAAGGGGUUUGUUUCAGUGAAGAUUUAACUAUCGAGGUUAAGGGGAUGCUUGAUGAACAUGCAGUGGGAUGGGGAUUCAAGAAAGAAGAUGAGUUUCUUUUGCUUACUUGGAAAGGACAUAAUGUUAUCUUUGCUUCUGCUUGGUUACCUUCUUGA